Funneliformis geosporum is the source of this 164-nucleotide messenger RNA. The record is from the annotation of a GenBank genome assembly. NCBI's taxonomy places the organism in Eukaryota, Fungi, Glomeromycota, Glomeromycetes, Glomerales, Glomeraceae.
AUGGUAAUAAUGCUCCCAAAUUUUCUGUUGCAUACAACAUUUCUGAAGUAUAUGGAUUACUUAGAAUUUAUGAAUGUAUUAAUAAUCAAAAACUUUUAAGAGCCGUGAUUGACAUAGAUGUUUCGCAAGAAGAUAUGAAAACAACUGGUGUUAAGAUGCAAGAA